Molecule: messenger RNA, 684 nt
Organism: Malus domestica (apple)
Lineage: Eukaryota; Viridiplantae; Streptophyta; Magnoliopsida; Rosales; Rosaceae
Source: RefSeq, a predicted model, not a curated record
AUGGCGACUACCUCUGAUUCUCCUUCUUCUGGUCCUACAUCUCAUGGCGAGGUGUCGAAUCUGCUUCAUCCUUCGAUUGGAUCGAUUACGGUUCAGAAUGUUGCUGGCAUGAUUCCGAUUAAACUCAAUCUUCAUAAUUAUAUUACCUGGCGUAGCUUGUUUCUUCCUGUUCUGAAACGAUUCAAGCUUCUAGGUCUCGUUAAUGGCGACAAUCUAUGUCCACCGGAAUUUGUUCGUGAUUCUUCUGGAUCUCAGAUUCUCAACCCUGCUCAUGAACUUUGGUGUGAACGUGAUCAGAUUCUGACGAUUUGGAUCAACUCUACCCUUGCUGAGGAUCUUCUUCCGUUGAAGAUUGGGAUGGCGGAUUCGCGAUCUCUUUGGCAGUCUCUUGAGCGUCGUUUUGCUGGUGCUUCACGCACUCAUGUGCAUAGUCUUCGCUCCAAGAUCCAGACUAUUCAGAAAGGUGACUCUUCGCUGGCCGACUACUUCAACUCCAUCAAAGAAAUCUCCGAUAAACUAGCUGCUGCUGGUGAGCCGAUCUCUGAGAAGGAUCUUGUAGCCUAUAUUCUUUCUGGCUUGCCUGAUGAGUAUGAAUCAUUUGUUGAUUCCAUUGAGACGCGAUCUGAAGAUGUGACUACUGAUGAACUUCACGGGCUUCUCCUCAGUAAAGAAAUCUCGCUCUAG